Molecule: messenger RNA, 2628 nt
Organism: Sebastes umbrosus (honeycomb rockfish)
Lineage: Eukaryota; Metazoa; Chordata; Actinopteri; Perciformes; Sebastidae
Gene: nipal4
Product: NIPA like domain containing 4
Exons: 9
Biological process (GO): magnesium ion transport
Cellular component (GO): membrane
Molecular function (GO): magnesium ion transmembrane transporter activity
Source: RefSeq, a predicted model, not a curated record
GUAACACACACCUGGACAACAGCACUCACACUACAGAUGUGCAGACAGACGCCACCUACAACCUCUGGCUGGGCCUGACUCUGGCCCUGCUGUCGGCCUUCCUGAUUGGUGGGAGCGUCAUUCUAAAGAAGAAAGCUCUCCUCCGAUUGGCUAGCACCGGACACACCAGAGCAGGUGACGGAGGUCACGGCUACCUGAAGGAUUGGCUGUGGUGGGGAGGACUGGUAACCAUGGCAGCUGGAGAGGUCUGUAACUUCACCGCCUACAUGUUUGCUCCGGCCACGCUGGUGACGCCGCUGGGCGCUCUGAGCGUCCUCAUCAGUGCCGUUCUGUCCUCCUACCUGUUGGGGGAGGUGUUGAACGUGGUGGGGAAGCUCGGCUGUCUGCUCUGUGUACUGGGAAGCAUCUUGCUGGUUAUCCACGCUCCACAGGAACAGGAAGUGACAUCACUACAGGACAUGACCAACAAGCUGCUGGAGCCUGGUUUCCUGGUGUACUCGGCGGUGGUGUUGCUGCUGUGUUUGGUGCUCGUGUUCUUCUUCUCUCCUCGGGUCGGUCGCUCCAACAUCUUCGUCUACAUCAGCAUCUGCUCGCUGCUCGGAGCCUUCACCGUCUCGUCCGUGAAGGGCCUCGCCAUCGUCAUCAACACCGUGUAUUAUGAUGUUUCAGUGCUCGCUCGUCCUCUCACCUGGAUCCUGCUGGUCACUCUCAUCGUCUCCAUGGUAACACAGGUGAACUACCUGAACAAGUCUCUGGACACCUUCAGCACCCUGCUGGUCUACCCCGUCUACUACGUCCUCUUCACCUCCGUGGUCCUCUCCACCUCCAUCAUCCUCUUCCAGGAGUGGAGCAGCAUGGCGGCCGUGGACGUGGUCACGACGCUGGGAGCCUUCCUGGUCAUCGUGGUGGGCGUCGCCAUGCUCCACCUCUUCAGAGAGCUAAAGGUGACCAUGAAGCAGCUGACCAAUCAGCUGUCUCAGCCGGUGGAGAGGGAGGGGCUGGCAGAGGAGGUGUCAGCCAAUGGAAGAGCAGCAGCAGGAGGAAGAGGAGGAGGAGGAGAAGGAGGAGGAGGAGGAGGGAAUAAAAAAGAGGAUAAAUACGGUCUGAUGGACAACAUGGUGAUAGAGAGUCUUCCUCCAAUGAGAGAGGAAGGGCCCAGAGUCUUCAUCAUCAGCUGAACCACAGAAGAAGAAGAACGGAGACACAGGUUAGGGUUUCCUGUCUGGUCUGGUCAGACUGGUCAGACUGGUCAGUCUGGUCAGACUGGUCUGACGGGUCAGACUCAGACUGGUCAUACUGGUCAGUCUGGUAAGACUGGUCAGACUGGUCAGUCUGGUCAGACUGGUCAGACUGGUCAGACUGGUCAGUCUGGUCAGACUCAUACUGGUCAUACUGGUCAGACUGGUCAGACUGGUCAGACGGGUGAAGGAGGUUAUAUAACCCUUUCUUAUUUCCAGAGCACAUUUUUCACUUAAAUUAUCAUUUCAAAACCUUUAAAAUGUAUCUUGUGACUUUCCAUGCUUCAAAUGUAAAAUGUAAAAUGUUUCUAUAGUAACUGGAACUUUUCUAAUGAAAUACCUUUUUUUAAUAAUAAUAAUAAUAAUACCUUUUAAGUUUGUCAAACUAGAGACCCUAAAGUCAAAGAGUUUUGUUUUAUUGACUCUCUGUGGUGCCAGGAAAUGAGAGCAGAGUUAGACCUCUUCUUCUUCUGUCAGAUUGUUGCUGUACUUCCUGUCUGCUGUACUUCCUGUCUACUGUACUUCCUGUCUGCUGUACUUCCUGUCUACUGUACUUCCUGUCUACUGUACUUCCUGUCUGCUAUACUUCCUGUCUGCUGUACUUCCUGUCUACUGUACUUCCUUUCUACUGUACUUCCUGUCUGCUGUACUUCCUGUCUACUGUACUUCCUGUCUGCUGUACUUCCUGUCUGCUGUACUUCCUGUCUACUGUACUUCCUGUCUGCUGUACUUCCUGUCUACUGUACUUCCUGUCUGCUAUACUUCCUGUCUGCUGUACUUCCUGUCUGCUGACGGCGGUUUAGAGUUUAUGAAGCAGCCACAACACACAAACUGACCAUCAUUCAGUGUUUACUACAACUCCAACUUUAAGCAGAUAUAUAUAUACACAGUUUAUAUAUAUACAUAUAUAUAUAUAUAUGUAUAUAUAUACAGUAUAUAUAAAAGCCGCGUCAUGAUUCCUGCAGCCACUAGAGGUCGACGUGAUCAACCAUGUGAAUAGAUGAUAACAGCCUUCUGAACCUACUAGUAGGAUUAGCAGGCCCCUUCUGACCCAUAUCUCUGAGGCUGAUAACAACCAUUCAAUCAGCUGAUAUCAUUCAAAGCUUCGUAUGAAGAGUAUGUUCGUUACGCCAAAUAAAUCCUUUUACUGAUGAACUACAAGGUUUACCAUCAAUACUGAAGCUAUAAACAACCCACAAUGCAACACUCUCAGGACUCUCUGCAUUCAGUAUGAUGCUAUAUAUAUAUAUAUAUAUAUAUGAGAAAUUGUCUCCAGCUCUUUCAUACGUAAUCUCCUGAUAAAGGAUUGUCUCAUAUUAUAUUAACACAAAAUCAUCUUAAUCUGUUUUAGUUGGCAGAAAACAAGAAUGUCCCCUUAUAUAUACAUACA